CAGAUAUUAACUUGUUUCAUUAACAGGAAAUAUCUAGAGCAUGUGCCCAAAAUUGUUGUGAUAGCGGUGUUCAAAAAGAGCUUUGUCGUUCAUCCGUGAAAUUGUUUGUUAUGAAAAUGUUAAUACGCGAACACUUCGUAUUAUAGUUAUUGGACAAUAUUGCUUGUUUAUAAUUGCGUAUUACUUAAUUGUAUACAAAACAUUACGUACCACACAUUUGAUAAUUUUACCGAAGGAUGGCAUGCGAGAUACAUAUUAAAGGAACAAAACGAAACACGUGUCCAUCGAAUGAUGUUUCUAGCGUAGUAAUUAGAUUGACCAGAGAAUUAAAAGUCACGUAUCAUGGGACGUAGUCGUACACCUUCGCCGUCGAGAAGGAGAGAUCGGUCGCGAGAUCGAGAUCGUGAAAGAGAACGCGACAGAGAUCGAAGAAGAAGACGUUCCCGCGAGAGAAGAAGAAGAUCUGUAGAUCGAGAUCGAGUGAAAUCAAGGGACAGAGAAAGGGAACGUGACCGUGACCGUGAAAGGCACAGGCGUUCAUACAGUAGAUCCAGAUCCAGAGAAAGGGAUAGACCCAAACCUAAACAGAAAUCUAAUACAGCGGAACGUCCUAUUAUCACAGAGGCUGAUCUUCAAGGGAAAACACCCGAAGAACAGGAAAUGAUGAGAAUAAUGGGUUUUUGUGGUUUUGAUACUACCAAGGGUAAAAAGGUCGAAGGCAACGAUGUGGGCGCUGUGCACGUAAUUUUGAAAAGAAAAUAUAGGCAAUACAUGAACAGGAAAGGAGGGUUCAAUAGGCCAUUGGACUUUGUAGCAUAAAAUAUUAUGGGCUCCGACUCAUCAGCAGUACUGCUUGACUUAUCCAGGUUGGACUUGUGAGCUUCACUUUCUGAAUCCUCUGAAUUUGAUGAUGAAAACUAUUGAACAAUAAAAGCAUUACGAGAAAAGGCAUAAUAGUUUGCAAUUAUGAAUUUUCUGGUGAACAUUAUUACCAUGCUGACAUCCAUUUUUUCAAGACCUUCCACGAGUUGCGGAUUUUUAAUUCUAAAGUCUCGCGUCACGCUGU
This is a messenger RNA of Nomia melanderi (Alkali bee), 1066 nucleotides long. RefSeq names its product U4/U6.U5 small nuclear ribonucleoprotein 27 kDa protein yantar (gene ytr). Lineage: Eukaryota; Metazoa; Arthropoda; Insecta; Hymenoptera; Halictidae. Gene Ontology annotation, biological process: RNA splicing. The record is from RefSeq and is a predicted model, not a curated record. Gene Ontology annotation, cellular component: precatalytic spliceosome.